Molecule: messenger RNA, 1873 nt
Organism: Biomphalaria glabrata
Lineage: Eukaryota; Metazoa; Mollusca; Gastropoda; Planorbidae
Product: repetitive organellar protein-like
Exons: 11
Coding region: 198-1349 (383 amino acids)
Source: RefSeq, a predicted model, not a curated record
AGCAUUCUUUUUGCAUAGACAAAUCAAGUACACCGAAGCCGAAGAUCUUAGAAAGUUUUUAAGAUUUACGCUGCAUUAUAAACUUAAAGAAAAAGUAAAAUCUAGAUUAUAAAGUGUCAAAAUUAACAAAAGCAAAGUCUCUGCCAUGGAUAGAAAUUAGACCUAGGUUCUGUGGUGAUGGCUAGUGACACUACCAAAUGGACUGGGAAAAUAAAUUCUAUAAACUAGUAAAAGAAACUGAAACAAAUAUUGCCAAAGCAAAGGACAAAUUGUCUGGAAGUAAUAAAGUGCAAGCAUCAAACAGAAGGUUGUACUCAGGGAAUCGUUCAUCAGACCAUUUGAGAACUGCAGAACUACCAGAAUUGUUAUCAGUGCAGCCUACAAUAUAUAAUACAGCAUUGUAUCCAUUUGAUGAAAACAUCCUCUUCACUAUGAGUUCAGAACAAAGAAGACAGAUUCUUAAGAUGAAAGAGCAAAUUGAAUCUCAAAAUCGGACAAUGGAAAAAUUACAUAGACUGAUUAAAUCUUUGGAUCAAGAAAGAGAUUAUUAUAAACAGCAAAUAACUUUGCUGAAAGAUCAAGUAGAUCUACUGACUGACAAAAUAGAUUCUAACUUUGAUCUGAAUAACAGUGACAGGAAAAUGGCCAUGAUAAAAAAAGAAGUUAUGCAUGAAAUUGAAAAAGUCAAAUCCAUGUUACACAUCUACACUCAGGAAGUCAAGAAACCAUCUUUACCCAGAUCUCCAUCUUUGGAUUUAAGAAAGGAGAGUUUUUCACAUAAUCUUGAUCGACUACGUGAUGACUUGGAUUUAAUGAAUAAAAGAAUAGACAGAAUGGAAAAUUAUCAGCUUUCUGAUCCUGCCUUAUCACCUCACUCUUUAAACAAGAAAUAUACCUCAGUUCAUAAUCAAAAUCCUGAACAUUUAUUUUCAUCAACUUAUUCUGAUAUCAACUCUUUUGAGUUGCAAAAAUUGAGAUUAGCCAUUGGGUCCAUGAACUCUAAGCUGGAUACUCUUGAAAAGAAAAUAGACAGACCACACCUUACAAGUACUUUUAGCAGGAGAACUUCUUAUCAAAAAACUCCACAGUCUUUGAAUUACUUAAGGAAGUUGUCCUUAGAAAAAAGUAGAGAAGAGAAUGAUUUAGAAAGCAGUCUCUCUGACUUGUCAAGCAUUGUAAGCUUAGCAGAUGAAGAUGAGGAAUCCUAUCACAGCUCAAAACAUUCAUAUAUACGAGGCAAAAGUAAAUACAGAUCACAAAAGAGAGUCAAACCAGAAUUGGAACUAAGUGACCUUGACCUCAGCGAUGAAGAUGACUUAAGCUUUGAUGCUGAUUAUUUAGAUGUUUAAAUUUAAUGUUUAUGCCCUUUAUUUAUAGCAAACAAUAUGACAUUUACUUUGUUGCUAUCUCAUAUGCUAAUAUGCAAAUCACAAUCUCAGCAACUGAAAAAUAAUUCUAGAAAAUGGCCUUGAUGACCUUAUGGAAAGAAAAAAACAUCAAAGAAUGAAUUGAUUUAACAUUUUUUUUUAUCUUUAAUUCUUCUAUUGUAACAUUUUGAGUAUACAGAAAAUAUCAAGCAUAAAAAUCUAUAUCAAUAGUCUUAGGCACAAUAUUUGAGUUAAUGUGAUAGUUAGCUAGCACAUUUUUAUAACACAAAUAUCAAAAUGACAAUAAUUUUAGACAAAUGACCAAAAUAUCUUUUUUUGUCAAAAUGAAAUAUUUUAUUUAUUUAUUUAUUGCAAUGUUGCUUUUUAUCACAUCACAUAUUGACAAUGGAUUAUAGGUAGUGUCCCUUUCACUGAUAAAUGAAAUAAAAACUGUGAGGAUGGUAAAUGUAUUAGUAUAGUUGGCUGAAAAACAACAUUUUAGAGAA